AUGUGCUGCCGUCGCCACGUGUGCUAUAUUUACUCCAAGUGUGGUCAUGCAUAUGCGAUGCCCGAAGAAAAUAUGCCGUGCGAUAAUCCCCAUUGCAAGUUCAGCCCUGCCCAUCCGUCCACAUGCACAGGUGCUUCAUGCAAGCAGACGUGUUGGCAGUACCGUCAGCCGACCCAGCAGUACUCGCCUCAGGUUUCAGGCUCUUGUCCACGCUGCGGAGGUGGUCCGGCUCCCACACAUUAA
Messenger RNA from Somion occarium, 243 nucleotides. Lineage: Eukaryota; Fungi; Basidiomycota; Agaricomycetes; Polyporales; Cerrenaceae. The record is from the annotation of a GenBank genome assembly.